Cladophialophora psammophila CBS 110553 is the source of this 5286-nucleotide messenger RNA. RefSeq lists its product as uncharacterized. NCBI's taxonomy places the organism in Eukaryota, Fungi, Ascomycota, Eurotiomycetes, Chaetothyriales, Herpotrichiellaceae. The record is from RefSeq and is a predicted model, not a curated record. The coding region runs from base 1 to 5286 and encodes 1761 amino acids. Gene Ontology annotation, cellular component: nucleus. Gene Ontology annotation, molecular function: ATP-dependent chromatin remodeler activity; ATP binding; protein binding. The transcript has a single exon.
AUGGACGCUGUUCUCGAUGUCGACGAUGAUCCGCGAAACUGGUCAAUCGACCAAGUCAUCAGCGAACUCUGCCAGUCCACGACACCACGUUGGCUGUCCAAAGACAAACCUCAGUUGAUCCCAGACCGCCACUGCCUGGAGGAUGCUCUUCGCCGAAACCAUGUCGACGGCGACAAUCUCCUCGCUCUUGACAUGGCAACUCUGAAGGAAGACCUGGGGAUACCGUCUUUUGGACAAAGGAGAGCCAUCAUGAGAGCGGUUGAGUUCCUCCGCCGGGCCUCGAAAAGCUAUCAACAGAUGGUAUUUCAAGCGGACAGCAUCGCCAGAAUGCAGUCAGCCACGUAUGCCUCCCCCCAAAUUACACAAUCUCGCAUUUCGGUGAUUCCACAGUCUCCUGCGCACUGUGGUCUCGGCGUUCAACCGUCUAUCGAGGCCCCGCAUCACUUUCGAUCACCUUCCCUUACCGGCGGCGUUGGCCAGCAGCGCGUUGUUCCUGUGGAUCCCACCCUCAAUUCACCUGGGGUCGCGGCAUCCAACCUUCCGGAUCCCGCAGUACCAACUGUUCGAACUUCCAACCCCCAUACCCCGGAUGUCCCACAGCCAAAGUCAAGUACUGCUGUCGUUAGCUCAAUUCAAAAUGAUGUGGACGAUGAUCUCCCCUCCGAAACACGCAAUGAGCAAUCAUCUUCUCUGCCACAGCGCCCAGCAAGAGAGUAUACUGUUGUCAACGGCAAGAAAAGAAUCGCACCAACUUUCAUCUCAAGAAAGUCGAUCGACGAUUCUUAUCUCGGCCGCAACGUACUUCGUCUGCAAGAUUUCUUCUACUACAGAAUUCCAAAUGGACUCGCCGACAACUUCAUCCAUCGCGUUGCCGCCGACAAGGACAAGUCCUUCCACAUCUCAGACGAUUUCCCUGCCGGCCAACGCCGUACAAUGGCUCGCGUGAUGCAGUCUUUCCUACGUCGAAGCGUCACCGUCCUCCAAGGAUAUCAGUCCCAAGGAUCCGCCAUCGACUUACCUGAGUCCGCCCAGGGUGUCACCCAUCACAUGUCGUUGGAGACAGAAAGAGGCGGUUCGCAUGUGUCAUACCUGAACUACCUUGCGGCUAAAUAUGCUGACGACGAUUCCAAUGUACUGCCUGUUUAUGGCGAUUCGGGGGAUGAAGGCGAUUUCGAUGAGGAGCUUUGGAGGGAGAUCGAAGAGGAGAGGGCAGAGAAAGAGGCACUGCGCCGGAAGCCUGCCAACAUGACACCAGCUGAGGUUGAAGCCGCCAUAAAUGAAGCCAUCCACGAAUGGAAACAGGAAUGGCAGGAUACAAAAUUUUUGGCUGUCCAGAGGAAAGCUUAUCGUCACUGGAUGAACGCAGCCCGAAACAAAAGUCGCCGGAAGGUGACGGAGCACUUCAACCACCUCAAGAAUCACUUUCAGCAGAGGAUGGAUAGCAUCAAACGCGAGAUCGCUGGGGAAGUUUGGCGCAAUCCAGCGGACGUCAAGAGACAAUGUCAAAGCCUCGAAUUAACCGUCUAUCACCAUCAAGAAUAUGACUACUACAUUCAAGUCAUGCUUCGAGAUACUCCGCCAGAAAAGCCCAGCAAAGAAGCACUUAAAGCAGUCCCGGCCCCAAAACAACACGAUCUUGAGGAGGGUGAAGAGCUUCUCGAAUCUGAAUCGGAAGCAGCCCUCCAAGAAGAUGGGGACUCUUUUGUGGAUGACUCCUCUGAUGCAGGUUCCAUUCAUCAUGUGUCCGACACCGAAGACUGGAACCCCAUCAUUCCGAACACAGCAAAUCCACCGGCCAUGCCCCUGGAAGCUUCCCCUCAAAAAGAAGUUCCCGCGGACGUUCAUGAUGUUGCCAUGCCCGAUAUUCACGCCAAUGACGCAGAUGUCGAAAGCGAGACCGAUGCUAUUAUCACGCCAGCCCGUCGAAGGAAAAGGCGUAUUAAACCUGAAGCUGGUCAAACCCCGAAUUCCAACCGCCCUGUGCACAUCAACCCGAAGUUGCCCAAGCCUCAAGAAUCCUCUUCCGACACCUCGGAUCUCGAUCGCUCCCCACGUCUCCCAAAGUCGAGGUAUCGUAGUAAAGGACGUUCUACAGCCGCACCUAUUGACCUGACAUUCAGCCCGGCCUCCGGACCUGAAGGGAGCGCCAACCCUACUUCUACUGACUUCAGUGUUCGUACACCAGAACUUAAUCCCGUCCGACUAGACAUUCCAAAGAAGAACUUGAAGAAGCAUAUUUCUGUUGUUGACUUGACGGACUCUGAUUCCGAGCAUACACCUUCUCAAGAUGACACCAGCUUACCAGGGGUAUAUGAUGUCCCGGGCUUGAGGCGUACAUCUUGGUCAAGCAUAGACCCCAUUGACAAACGCCGAGCGCUCGCAAAGGCCGUAUACGACCUUGAAUUCGAUACAGUAACCAGUCUCGCUUCCUUUGUCAAGUCUAUACCGGGUUUCCAGGCUCAAGAAACGGUUAUUAUCCACGGACUCAUGGCUCUAGGCGCAGACGAAGGUAUCAUCGCAGGUGUCAAACCGAAAUAUCAGUUGAGCGCUCGAUUACUGGUUUCGCUUUAUCUAACAUACAUUUGUGGUCAGAAUGCACUAGAAGACUUUGAGCUGUCAGAAGCCCAUAGAGACCAAGCAUUUGAGGACAAAGAUUCUGCGCUUGAGCCUUUUUACGAUUCACUUGGCAGGGUCAUCCGAACACUUUUCAGACACCAAAAAGGAUCCGAAGAACAAACAAAAGGCAAGAAAAGAAAGCGAGACCAAGACUCUUUCUCUGUUCCUGAAACACUGGAUGACUCAGACGAACAAACGACAGAUUUUAUGUUAACUGAUCUUGCGGAAGAGGCUCAACCUUCGUCUCACAAGAAGCGAAAGCGAAAGGUGGAAGAAAGUCAAGAGGCGAUAAGCCAACAAUUCAGUGACAAGGUUAGAAUUCAAGAACAAGAAGAGCGACGCAAGACUAUGGCUAAGAAGCUUGCUCUCAUGCAAGUUGACGGGAACGCCGCCUAUAUUGUCAACACGGAAGAGCCACCCGUUGAACUUCACCAGCAUAUUGCUCAACGAGUCAAGCCACACCAGGUCAAUGGCAUCCAGUUCAUGUGGCGCGAAAUUAUCGAGGAUCCGAAUCAUCAUGGCUGUAUUCUGGCGCAUACUAUGGGUCUGGGUAAGACCAUGCAAGUGGUGUCUCUUUUAGCGACAAUCUCUCUUUGCAUCCAGAGUGAUGAUCACAAUAUCAGAAACCACAUCCCACCACAUCUUCAAGAAAACAAGACUCUCAUUCUUUGCCCUCCUUCUCUACUCAACAAUUGGGAAGAUGAGCUCCUGAUGUGGACUCCGGACCCCGCUAUUCUAGGGAUAAUCCACAAGGCCGACUCAUCCAGGAAACAAGACAACAUUCGAGCUAUCACGGCUUGGUCGAAGCAAGGGGGCGUUCUUCUUAUGGGCUACGAACGGUUUAGACAAUCAGUCAUAGACAGCAUCAGCGCGAAAGAAAAGGGAACCGCUCUACUCAGCCUCGAAGAGAUUCUAUUAAAUGAACCCAGUCUUGUUAUUGCAGAUGAAGCGCAUAUGCUCAAGAACGCAAAGUCAAAAAUAAGCCAGAUUGCAAAACGCAUAAAGACAAAGAGUCGAAUUGCCUUGUCAGGUUCACCCCUCAACAACCAUCUCGAAGAAUAUCACACCAUGGUAGACUGGAUCGCUCCAGGCUACCUAGGGAACAUGGUCCAAUUUCGCUCCAAAUACUCAGAGCCUAUCAUGGCAGGGCUUUAUUCCGAUAGUAGCGCUGGCGAGAAGCGGCUAUCGCUUCGCAAGUUGCAUGUGCUCAAGCGGGACCUUGAUCCUAAAAUCAACCGCGCAGACCUUAGUGCCAUCGAAAAAGACAUGCCUUCGAAAACUGAAUACUUUAUCACAAUUCCCCUCACAGACCUACAAAGACAGGCAUACGACAUCUAUGUUGGUCAUAUGCUACAGUCGUUCAAAUUGAUGGGUGGCAUUUCGAAAGGUAAAAAUGCCAGAAUCUGGGACUGGAUCGCCAUGCUCUCGUGGCUCUGCCACCAUCCGGCUGCGUUCGUGGCUAAAAUGAAGGAGCGCGACCACAAGAUGUGCAACCAAGACAACAACAUUGAUCCCAGCGAUAGCACAGAUGAGACCUCGGCACCGGAUGAAGUCAACGAGAAUGCCGCUCCCGACGUUACGGGCCCUAUGCGAGAGGCAAUGCAUCGAGCUUUGCAGAUUCUCGAUGCGGGCGACCGGAGGGCGUUAUACAAUCCUAGUCUGUCUUACCGCACGCUUGCUGUGAAGCGCAUCGUCGAAAAGGCGAUCGAAGCUAGAGACAAAACCUUGAUCUUUAGCCACAGUAUUCCGACCUUGAACUACCUGGGACAAAUGUUCAAAGAAAUGAAGACUUCAUUCUGCCGGAUUGAUGGCCAAACUAAAGUCUCAGACCGGCAAGCCUUCACCAAAGAAUUUAAUCAGAAGGAUAACUACCAGGUUUUCUUGAUCUCUAUGCGGGCCGGGGGCCUUGGACUAAACUUACAGGGCGCCAAUCGAGUGAUUAUCUUCGAUUUCAGCUUCAAUCCAACUCGGGAACAGCAAGCGAUUGGCAGAGCAUAUCGUCUAAAUCAAAAGAGACCAGUUUUCGUUUACCGCUUCCAAGCCGGGGGAACGUUCGAAGAUAAGCUAUUCAACACGUCUGUCUUUAAGACACAACUUUUCGGCCGUGUCGUCGAUAAGAAAAAUCCAAGACGACAUGCCAGCAAGGGUGCGGAUACAGAAUAUCUGUUUCCAGUGAGGGACAUACCGCAAAUGGACUUCAGCGAAUGCCUCGGGAAGGAUCCGAACGUGCUGGACGCCAUUAUUCACGAACUUGACUUCGUUCGUGGCAUCGUGUUGACCGAGACCUUCCAGAAAGAAGAUGAUGAACAAUUGAACGACGAGGACCAAAGAGUAGCAGAAGAGGAGUACAAUGACCAGCGUUUGCAACGAGAAAAUCCUGAGGCAUGGCAAGCCAAACAAAAUGCUCGGGCAGCUCAACAGUGGCAGCGGCAGCAAGAUUCCACGACCAUUCACCCGUCUAGGGUGUCAAACCCGAUGCUACACUCUACAGCUCCCAUACCUGGACCUAGAGCCGGCGUCGUGGUCGAUAGAGUCACGUCUUCUCGGUAUGCGUUUGUGAAACCCCCGUUUGGGAGAGAACAUCUGGAUGCUCUGCAGCGACCGCAGCCGCUCCACACCAUGUCCUAUGUGCCCGGAUCAUAUGACGAUACUUUCCAAGCCUUCCCCUAG